AUGGAUGAAGAAAAGGAAAAUAUUUCCUCUGAGAACAAUGUUGAUCAAGAUGAUGCUAAUAUUGUUACCAACCUUGAAGAUUACGCUAUAAAAAAGAAGGCCAACAAGAAGAAAGAUACCCUCAAACUCAAGAAUACCCCAACCAAAAGGGUAGCUACUCCAAAAUCUAAGAAGAAGGGUGUAUCAAGUAAAAAUAAUAAGGAUGUCGCUAGCUCUAAUAAGCCUGCAGUUAAGAAGAAGUCCAUCCAUAAGAGGAAGGUUUACCUUGUGGUCGAGAUUUCUAAAGAAGAUGUGGAGGACAUAAUGAUUCUUCUUGUGAAGAAAAAUAGGAAGAAAAUGGGAAGAAAGAGAUCCCUUCUAAUUUCCCUCUUGAUCUAA
Vicia faba (fava bean) is the source of this 378-nucleotide messenger RNA. NCBI's taxonomy places the organism in Eukaryota, Viridiplantae, Streptophyta, Magnoliopsida, Fabales, Fabaceae. The record is from the annotation of a GenBank genome assembly.